AUGCCGUUCAUGCCGGUGAAGUUCAAUCUGCAGAAGCGGGUGAAGCUGGCUCAGGGUCUAUGGAUGCUCUACUGGCUCUCGGUCAUUGUGGGCAUCCUCAUCUUCAGCCUUGGCAUUUUCUUCAAGAUCGAACUGCGGAAGAGAAGUGAGAUGAUGGACAACAACGAGAGCCACUUAGUGCCCAACCUGCUGAUCCUGAUGGGCAUGUUGGCCUGUGGGAUCAAUGCCUUUGGGGGAAAGGUGUGCCACGACUCUCUGGAUCCGGUCAAGUUCGCCAAGUGGAAACCGAUGCUGAAGCCCUACCUCCUGAUGUGCUGCGGCUUCAACGUGCUGCUGCUGCUGAUGGCGCUGCUGUGCUUCCUCAUGCAGUUCGCCAUGUACCUGACGCUGGCGGAGGGCCUGAAAAACAGCAUCAAGUUCUACAAAGACACAGACACGCCGGGACGCUGCUUCAUGAAGAGGACGCUGGACAUGACACAGAUCGAGUUUCGCUGCUGCGGGAACAACAACUUCAGGGAUUGGUUCGAGGUGCAGUGGAUCAGCAACCGCUACCUGGACAUGAGCAAUGACGAGGUCAAAGAUCGUGUCCUCAGUAAUGUGGAGGGGAAGUUCCUGAUGGACAGCGUCCCGUUCAGCUGCUGUAACCCCGGGUCCCCUCGGCCCUGCAUCCAGCAUCACCUGACCAAUAACUCCGCCCACUACGACUACGAUCACCGCACAGAGGAGCUCAACAUCUGGGUCCGGGGCUGUCGCGAGGCCCUCUUCUCCUACUAUAGUGGCAUGAUGAAUAGCAUCGGAGCGCUUGUCAUCUUUACCAUCCUCCUGGAGUCGACGGACAUGGCGGGAUUGAAAUACCUCUGCACGGCUCUGGAGACGAUGGAGGACCCAGAGAACCCAGAGUGCGAGAGCGAGGGCUGGCUGCUGGAGAAAGGUGUGAAGGAGACGUUCGAUGACCUGCUCUCCAAGGUGAAGACGCUCGGGAAGGGAAACCAGGUGGAUGAGGGCGGGGACGCACCGGAGGCCACCACCUGA
This is a messenger RNA of Seriola dumerili (greater amberjack), 1032 nucleotides long. RefSeq names its product peripherin-2-like (gene prph2b). Gene Ontology annotation, cellular component: membrane. Bases 1 to 1032 code for a protein of 343 amino acids. Lineage: Eukaryota; Metazoa; Chordata; Actinopteri; Carangiformes; Carangidae. Gene Ontology annotation, biological process: visual perception. The record is from RefSeq and is a predicted model, not a curated record. The transcript is spliced from 3 exons.